This is a messenger RNA of Electrophorus electricus (electric eel), 4373 nucleotides long. It is a transcript of the gene hook3, whose product is annotated as hook microtubule-tethering protein 3. Gene Ontology annotation, biological process: cytoskeleton-dependent intracellular transport; cytoplasmic microtubule organization. Gene Ontology annotation, cellular component: cytoplasm; centrosome. The record is from RefSeq and is a predicted model, not a curated record. Lineage: Eukaryota; Metazoa; Chordata; Actinopteri; Gymnotiformes; Gymnotidae. Gene Ontology annotation, molecular function: microtubule binding; dynein light intermediate chain binding.
GGAGAGGAGCUGGUCUAUCUUAGCCGGUGUGGCGCUUGUGUUUCAACAUAUUCGAUCAUUACAUUUUCUUGUGUGUAGUAUAUCGACUAGGUUACGUUAACAAAAGCGUAGAGACGAAAUUGGGACGUAAUACACCGCGUUCGGUUCGGACGGGCUGACUGGUUUUCUGAUCAAAUCGAUCGGCCGAUUUGCGGGAGUCGACCCUGUGUUGAUAAAUCUGGAAUCAUCUGAUCCGCGAUGGCUGCUCUGGAAACGGUGGAUCGAGUCGAACUGUGCGAGAGUCUCCUGACAUGGAUCCAGACCUUUGGCGUAGAGGAACCGUGCAAAACGGUAGAAGACCUGACCAGCGGAGCCGUCAUGGCCCAGGUCCUGCAGAAAAUAGAUGUAGUGUAUUUCAAUGACAGCUGGAUAAGCCGCAUCAAGCCUGAUGUUGGUGAUAACUGGAGGUUAAAGAUCAGUAAUUUAAAGAAAAUAUUGAAAGGUAUUUUGGAUUACAACCAUGAGGUUCUGGGGCAGCAGAUUAAUGACUUCACCCUCCCUGAUGUCACUCUUAUCGGAGAGCACUCAGACGCAGCUGAACUGGGCCGGAUGCUGCAGCUCAUUCUGGGAUGUGCUGUCAACUGUGAACAGAAGCAAGAAUACAUCCAGACCAUUAUGAUGAUGGAGGAGUCUGUGCAGCAUGUCGUCAUGACGGCCAUCCAGGAGCUCAUGAGCAAAGAGAGCCCAGUGGCGGGAGGCAGCGACUCAUACGUGGACCUGGACAGACAGCUGAAGAAGACCCUGGACGAGCUGAACGACGCUCUGGCCUCCAAAGAGGAGAUCGCUCAGAGAUGUCAUGAGCUCGACAUGCAGGCCUGCCUCAUACAGGACGAGCGUGAUAGGCUGAGAUUAGAGUUUGUUGAACUAGAGGAGAGGGUGGCAGCCCUGCAGGAGGAGAAGAGCAGUCUUCUGGCUGAGAACCAGGUCCUGAUGGAGCGCCUCAACCAGUCCGACUCCAUUGAGGACCUGAACAGCCCGGCUGGUCGUCGGUAUCUCCAGCUCCAGACCCAGCUGGAGCAGCUGCAGGAGGAGACGUUCAGGCUGGAAGCAGCUAAAGAUGACUAUCGUAUCCGAUGUGAGGAACUAGAAAAGGAGCUUCUAGAGGUCAAAGGCCAGAAUGAGGAGUUGACCUCUCUGGCUGAUGAAGCGCAGUCCCUCAAAGACGAGAUGGAUGUGCUCAGACAUUCCUCUGAUAAGGUCUCUAAGCUGGAGGCACAGGUGGAGUCAUAUAAGAAGAAGUUGGAGGAUCUGGGUGACCUACGGCGGCAGGUGAAGCUGCUGGAGGAGAAAAACACCAGCUACAUGCAGAACACGGUCAGCCUGGAGGAGGAGCUCCGCAAGGCCAACUCCGCCCGCGCUCAGCUCGACACCUACAAGAGACAGGUGGUGGAGCUCCAGAACCGUCUGUCUGAGGAGUCCAAGAAGGCCGAUAAGAUGGAGUUUGAGUGCAAGAGACUGAAGGAGAAAGUGGAUUCGCUUCAGAAAGAGAAGGACCGGAUGAGGACAGAGAGGGACUCUCUGAAGGAGACAAUCGAAGAGCUGCGUUGUGUUCAGGCACAGGAGGGGCAGCUCACCUCAGUAGGACUUGUUCCACUGGGCAGUAAUGAGGGCUCUGAUUCGCUCGCCGCAGAAAUCAUCACCCCAGAGAUCCGAGAGCGGAUGAUCCGUCUGCAGCAUGAGAAUAAGAUGCUGAAGCUGAAUCAGGAAGGCUCUGAUAAUGAGCAGAUCGCCCUGCUGAAGAGCCUGCUGGAGGACGCCAAUGCCAGGAAGAACGAGCUGGAGACAGAGAACAGGGUGGUGAACCAGAGACUGAUGGCAGGUCAGAGUCAGGUCGAGGAGCUGCAGAAAAGUCUUCAGGAGCAGGGCUCUAAAGCCGACGACGACUUUUUCAACUCAAGCCCACUUUUCUCUCUCUCCCAAUCACCCCACCUUCAGGCUGUUUCAGUCCUGCUGAAGCGUAAAUGCGAGGAACAUUUGGAGAAACUGCGGGAUGCAACCAAUGAAUUGCUGAAAAAGAACACCAUCAUAGAAGAGCUGGAGCCCAAAUAUAAUGCAAGCACCAUACGGGUUGAAGACCUGGAGGAGGCUUUGAAGAAGAAGGAUGAAGAGAUGAAGCAGAUGGAGGAGAGAUAUAAAAAAUAUCUGGAGAAAGCAAAGAGUGUCAUUCGGACCCUGGACCCUAAGCAGAACCAGGGCUCAGCUCCUGAGGUGCAGGCCCUCAAGAAUCAGCUACAGGAGAGGGAGAGGAUGCUGCACUCACUGGAGAAAGAGUAUGACAAGGCCAAGUCACAGCGAGACCACGAGGAGAAGCUGAUCGUGUCUGCCUGGUACAACAUGGGAAUGGCUCUACAGAAGAAGGCAGCCGAAGACCGCUUGGCCAGCACGGGUUCGGCUCAGUCGUUCCUGGCCAGGCAGAGACAGGCCACCACCAUGCGCCGCUCUUACCCCGGCCACGUGCAGCCGGCCACGGCCAGUGAUGUAAUGGCAUGACCAACCAGUCAAGCGCGUGUGGCUGCAUGAGGGAGCUGCUUGCAUAAAUGAUUUUUGAUUUGAGGCUGUUGCCUGAUGAUAUAUCCACAUGCACUAACCCCUACCCCCUUUAACAGCCCCCCUCCCAACCCAUCAUUGCUCGUGAACCACCGCCACGCACAGGAAACCCUGCCCCUUUUACCACCCACCACCAAUCACAGAGCAGCAUGCUUGCUUUAUGUUUCCAAACCACCGCUGCCCCAGCAUGCAGCAGUCUGAGAAGUGAGCACCGACGGUCACAAGUCGUGUAUGUUUGAGAGAGAACGGUUACCUAGCCUUAAGAUUACGUGCACGUGGAUGGGUUUCCUAACGGCAAAUCUAGAAUAAUAGGAUUAUAAUCCAAGUGCUACUGAAAAACUGUCCUGCCAGUUAAAGUAUUAAAUAUGAAGUGUGGGAUCCUCCUCAAGGGUUGCAGAAUGCUGGAACCACUUCAGUAAGUGUUAUAUGAGGAAUAGUUACAAUGAGGAAGGGACAAUGAUGUGAGGCGUGCGGUAAUGCAGGUAGAUGGACUCCAGACUCUUCCAUAUUUAUUUGUUUUCUAUUUUAUCUUUGAUGCCACUUCAUCUGUUUGAAAUGGUAUGAAGUAUUUUUUUCUUCUUCCCUUUCCUGUGCCCUCGUGUUAUUACUCAUAUGAGCAAAUGUACUGCUUAAAAGUGGCAAGUUACCCACUGGAAGGUGAAUGCUUCGGCCCAGCUAUGCCUGCUGAACCAGACGUGUUUAUCGUGAAUUUUCCUCUAAUUUACAGCCGCUACGCACAUUCAGCUCUCAGGGCUGUAAAAUCCCCAGUCAAGCCACAGCGUGGGGGCUGAGGCAGUGUUAUGUAACAUUAGCGUCAUGCUAUCGCACCUGAGGGAUAUACAGUAUUAGGGAAAAAUGUAUUAAAGGUCAUUACGCUGGUAAGCAAAGGCUGGUGGAAUGACACACAAACCCCCUGCUUUUGCUUUGUGGUGUCUUCUGAAAACACUACUCCAUUUGUUGGAUUAGGAGAAUUUAACCAAUGCUGCACAAGCAGGUGGAUCUGUCUAACCAAUGGCCUCACAGAAAAUCAGUACAGCGCCGCCUUUCCUGCCGGUGUUGUUAAGUGCUUUUACCUCAAACGAGUAGAGCGGAGGGCUAAGACACAACUGUACACACUAACCCAAUAAAGUCUGCUGCCUCUGCCUCUUCAGCUGUCGCAGGUCAAUAUCAACUGUCCAUGUCAUGUAACAGACCAUUUUGCAGUGUGUUGAGUCAAAGGUGACACAUGACUUAUAAAUAAGGCAAAUUUGGAUUUAAAGUAACUGCUUGUUCUUUUAUAAUUAUUUAAGGUAAGCUUGGGGUUUGUAUGUUACGGAAUGGCAGCAUUGACGAAUGCUUGGGUUGUUUUAGUGUUUGGGUUAGAGAACAGUUAGUUUAUUUAAAAUUCUCUCACAACCGUUAUGUUAUGUCCUGAACAGACACCUCAGUCAAAGCUCUAUAAAAGGGUAAAAAUAAAAACAAUAGGAAAUUCACAACAAAUUUCUCAACUUUUAUGGCUGUACAUUUUUUAAUAGUUAGACUCAUUAUGUUUAUUCGAAGCAGCAAAUAAUCUUUCCAUUUGCCAAAUUUUAUACUGCUUGUAAACAUUUUGUAAAUAAACUAUUUGAAAGACCGUGUUUCCUGGUGAUUAGUUUAUAUUAAAAAACAGGAGGAUAAAUGAGUAAGGACAGGAUGUUGCUGAAUUACAUGGUGUUUUUACUAGGACUGUGUUGAGAGAAACGCACUUCCAAAGCAAAAGAAAUGUACAGUUGUUAACCCAGUUGUAAAUAAAGCUUGUAUAAAACUCA